AUGGUCGGAUGGGUGCUGGCCAACUCGGUGGGGGCCCCGGCCCUCACCCCUUCGAAAGAGGGCCUGAGCAGCGAACCCGGCUCCAAGCACGCCCUCCCCUCCCUGAGCAUGUACUCCGAGCUACCCGGCUCUGAAAUAUCCAUCGAGGAGUUUGAGCAGGCCGCCCUGGACAGGCUGCGGGUCCUUAAGGGCCUGGACGACCUGAAGGCCAAGGGCUUCCGCCCCGAUCAGGUGCAGGACAAGGUCCUUUCCCUGGUGGACCAGUACCUCAAAGCCGCUACACGAGAAAGUACCAUCCGGAAGGACACCGUGUCCCACUACGUGCUGCGCCUGGCGUAUUGCCGGACCGAGGAGCUGCGUCGCUGGUUCCUGGCCCAGGAGUGCGAUCUCUUCCGUGCACGCUUUCGGGCCCUGCUCCCCGGCGAGCAACGCGCCUUCAUCGAGGGCAACCGCCUGCCCUUCCGCCCCCUCACCCCCGCCGAGUUCAGGGAGGUGGAGGACGACCUGCGGGCCACCAUGCUGGCGGUGACCGGCAGCCUGCAGCAAACCAAUGCGCUGUUCCAGGGCGCCGCCGCGCCACACGAGGCCUUCUACCGUGCGCCCUUCGAGGCUGUGCCGGACCUGGUGGGGAGCAGGAGGGUGUACCUGCGCGCCGGCCACGCCUACGUCAGCCGCGACCAGGCGGUCAGCCUGGCAGUGCAGCCCUUCAGGGCGGCGCUGAGCAAGGCGCUGGUGACCACGGCGCGGCGCUGGAGCCAGGUGGUGGGCCCCAGCGAGGCGCACCGCCUUGCGCCCAUCGUGGAGUCGCUGAGUCAGCGCUACCUGGGGCCCGACUACUCGGACCCCGAGAAGCGAGGGGUGACGGGCCAGGUGGCGGCCUCGGACAUCCCGCGCCUCGCCCAGGAAUCGUUCCCCCUCUGCAUGCAAGUCAUGGCACAGGCCCUGCACGAGUCGCACCACCUCAAGCACGACGGGCGCAUGCAGCUGGGCCUCUUCCUCAAGGGUAUCGGGCUGCCCCUGGAGGAGGCCGUCCGCUUCUGGCGCGCCGAGAUGGCCGCCACCGCGCCGGGCGAGAAGUUCGACAAGGAGUUUCUGUACAACGUGCGGCACAACUACGGGAAGGAAGGAAACCGGCGCGACUACACGCCCUACACCUGCUCCAAGAUAAUCGCCUCCGUGCCGGGAGUGGGUCAAGUGCACGGGUGCCCCUUCAGAACGUUUGGGCCCGACGCCCUGCGAUCGGCCAUCAGCCGACUCCAGGUGACCCCGGCAAAGGUCGACGAGGCCUGCGCAAAGGCCAAGGCUGGCCACUUUCAGCUGGCGUGCGCUGCAGUCUGGGAAGGGAAGCAUGGCUGCAGCUGCGAGACGGGGAUCAACCACCCCAACCAGUACUUUGAGGAGAGCCAAAAGGUGCUGCAUGGCGAGCAGCAGCCGGGCGGGCCGGGUCUGAGCCAGAGCCAGGGUGUCUCCACGGCAAAUCCUGCGCCGGCUGGAGCGUCGCCACUCCCUGCAUCUGUCCAGCCCCAUACCAAGCAUGCGAGAGUGGCUUGA
This is a messenger RNA of Auxenochlorella protothecoides, 1551 nucleotides long. RefSeq names its product putative DNA primase large subunit. The record is from RefSeq and is a predicted model, not a curated record. Gene Ontology annotation, biological process: DNA replication, synthesis of primer. Gene Ontology annotation, cellular component: alpha DNA polymerase:primase complex. Bases 1 to 1551 code for a protein of 516 amino acids. Lineage: Eukaryota; Viridiplantae; Chlorophyta; Trebouxiophyceae; Chlorellales; Chlorellaceae. The transcript has 7 exons.